This is a messenger RNA of Ailuropoda melanoleuca (giant panda), 1293 nucleotides long. It is a transcript of the gene ANKRD61, whose product is annotated as ankyrin repeat domain 61. The record is from RefSeq and is a predicted model, not a curated record. Gene Ontology annotation, molecular function: protein binding. Lineage: Eukaryota; Metazoa; Chordata; Mammalia; Carnivora; Ursidae.
AUGGGAAACAUAACCAAGAGAAGCAGCAGGGAGCUGGUCGCCGACGGCGCCGAGCCCCUGGAAGAAGGCCCAGCUGCCACCCUCCACACCAGACUCUACGAGGCCAUCCUGAGGGAGGACUGCAUGGAGAUCUACGUGCUCCUGAGAAGACACCCGGUCAACCAGCCCAUGACCAUUCGGGCCAGCUCCACCAGAUACCGACUAUUUCUGAACCAGCAGACGCAGUCCAUCAUCCCCAUUCAUCUGGCUGCCAAAAACCGCAAGGCACAAAGUUUGCUUUGUUUAUUAGAACAUGGCGCCGACCCAGAAGUCAGGGACACAAGAGGCCUCACCACACUUCACCUGAUGAUACUGCACUGGCCAAUCACUUCUACCAUGUUGACACGAUCGGGGGACAGAAUCCAAAGGAUCCUGACAGACAGUCACACUAACGCUGUGAUGUGUCUCCGCAUUCUGUGCAAACACGGAGCUCAGGUCAAUGCUCGAAUGGACAACAGCAACCAACUUUCACCCCUCCACCUGGCCAUAACCUACGGGACCUAUCCAGUUCUCUCUAUUUUAGCCCAGAAUGGUGCCCACGUCAAUGCCAUUGACAAAUCCAGCAUGACACCCCUUCACAUGGCUGCCAACAUGCUGAAUAAGGAGAUGAUGGAAACACUGAUCGCCUGCGGCGCAAACGUGAACUGCGCCGUCUCCUCCACGGGGAACACGGCCCUUAAGCUGGCGGUCUACACCGCAUCAAGCAAAGCAGGCCGACUAUUGGCAGCAGGGGUGAGCUGCCGUUUGCUGCUAAUUCACGGAGCCAAAGUAAACGCCCAGGACCAUGAAGGUCAAACAGCUAUCCACGAGGCAUGUUUUGGAGGCAGGGAGGCAAUCAUCAACCUACUGCUCGAAUUUGAAGCAAACGUGAACAUACUAACAAGAAACGGGGAGUCUCCAAUACACAAGUACCUCCAGCGCAGUUCCAACAUAAGGGACACGGGGCUUCUCGCCAGGCUCGUGUAUCACUCUUACCCUUUGAGACUGACCAAUAACCAAGGAAUUCUACCUGCAGAAAUCAUGCUACCAGAAUUCCACCUCUUACGGGAAACCCUAAUAAAGUUAUCUCAAGAACCCUUAUCCCUAGAGGACAUCUGUAAGAGAAACAUCAGAAACAUUUAUGGUGAGAAAUACAAACAAUACUUAAAGCAGCUUCUCCCAGUGAAGAUCUGGAACUCUCUAUACGAUUAUUUUGACUUAGCUUACCUCUUGAAACAGGACCUCAAAGUUUUACCAGCCACACAAUUUCAGUAA